Molecule: messenger RNA, 906 nt
Organism: Nerophis lumbriciformis (worm pipefish)
Lineage: Eukaryota; Metazoa; Chordata; Actinopteri; Syngnathiformes; Syngnathidae
Source: RefSeq, a predicted model, not a curated record
AUGUCUUUUUCUAUCACCAACCAACGCAACGACGGCAGUUUCGAAGCCAACGAUGGAGAGAGUAUUCUCGAUGCAGCACUGCGAGACAACCGGAUAUAUCCCUACGGCUGUCGUAGCGGUGCAUGCGGCGCCUGCAAGUGUACUCUGGUAAGUGGAGAAGUCGACUAUGGUAACUAUGAAGAAUUUGCGCUCACUGACGAAGACAAGGCUGCGGGCAAACUGCUGAUUUGUCAGGCGACACCGCUCAGCGAUGUUGUUAUUGACGUAGAUGAAGUUAAAGCUGGUGCGAAUAUUCGAAUCAAGAUGCUACCCUGUCGCAUUGGCAAGCUGGAACGAUUGGCGGAAGAUGUUAUCCGCCUGUAUUUGAAGUUGCCGAAAUCCCAGGAGUUCAACUACAUUGCCGGUCAGUACAUCGACAUCAUUAUGAAAGAUGGCCAGCGUCGCAGCUUCUCAAUCGCCAACCAGCCAGCUGCAGCAGCAGAAGAUGGACUUGAAUUACAUGUACGUCAUGUCCCCGAGGGACACUUUACACCACGGGUUUUCGACUCCAUGAAAGAACGUGAUUUACUGCGUAUGGAAGGCCCGUUUGGCACCUAUUUUCUGCAAACUGAGGUGGAGCGCCCUAUCGUGAUGGUCGCCGGUGGAACCGGGUUUUCACCGUGGCAGGAGAAAUAUCCUAACCUGCGCUACACCCCAGUGCUAUCGGAUUCCAGCAGUGAUAGCUGGUUGGGAGCGACGGGAUGGGUGCAUCAGGAAGUCGACGCGCAGUAUGAUGAGCUAUCCGAGCAUGAUGUAUACGCCAGCGGUCCCCCGCCAGGCAACCACAUCAUCACGCCACUGGCGACGGAUGCUUUGGGUUGUGGUUUGUCUGGUCGCUGUAUCUGGUUGUGCUACAUCACCGGAUAG